This is a messenger RNA of Pochonia chlamydosporia 170, 465 nucleotides long. RefSeq lists its product as hypothetical. The transcript has a single exon. The record is from RefSeq and is a predicted model, not a curated record. The coding region runs from base 1 to 465 and encodes 154 amino acids. NCBI's taxonomy places the organism in Eukaryota, Fungi, Ascomycota, Sordariomycetes, Hypocreales, Clavicipitaceae.
AUGAAGGCUACUCAGUCCAUUCUCACCACCCUUCUCGCUGCGUCAUCUGUCAUCGCAGCUCCCGCCCGGACAAUCCAGUCGGCGGAUAUUCUCAAGACGAAGGCUGAUCUCCAGGCUCAGUUCGACCCGGCUCCCGUUCCCAAAUGGACUAUCGAAGGCACACAGCGCACUUGUGCCGAAGACGAUAGCUCUUGCACAUGGCAUUUCCUUAUCAAUACUCACGUCGCCAGCAAGACUGACGUGAACUUCAUCGUUAAUGGGCCGGGAGCCUCCCACAACAACGGUGGCCCACAGAACUUUGGCGAUUUCACAGUUACAUCUGGGUAUGACCCAGCUGGAUUCACCACCUUCUCUGCGGUCGACAACAAGGACGGCCUCAUUGCCUUCCCUGCCUACAAUGAUGCCGAAAUUGCCGACGGACAAAUUCCAGCGGACCGCGACUACGAUGUUUACUACUUGAACUAA